Formica exsecta is the source of this 717-nucleotide messenger RNA. RefSeq lists its product as uncharacterized. Bases 1 to 717 code for a protein of 238 amino acids. The record is from RefSeq and is a predicted model, not a curated record. Gene Ontology annotation, molecular function: nucleic acid binding. The transcript has a single exon. NCBI's taxonomy places the organism in Eukaryota, Metazoa, Arthropoda, Insecta, Hymenoptera, Formicidae.
AUGUAUUUGGACAACGGGACUACAUUCAUCGGGGCGGACCGAGAGUUGACCGUUGCGUACCGAUCAGCAAUACGAGAUCCGAACUUCUUGAAUCUGACUGCCUCCGAUAACGUGUCGUGGAAUUUUAUUCCCUUCUCUGUCCCGCACUUCGGCGGAUUGUGGGAGGCGGGCGUACGGAGCAUAAAAACUCAUCUGCGCCGCGUGUUAGGUAAUCAUAUGCUAACAUUCGAAGAAUUCUCGACGUUAUUAUGCAAAAUCGAAGCGUGUCUAAACUCUAGGCCGAUUGCGCCCCUUUCCGAUACGCUUGAGGACUAUGAGUGUCUAACUCCCGGUCAUUUCUUAAUAGGAUCCGCGCUUACUGUAAACCCGGAACCAUCAUUGCUCGAUCUCAAUGAAAAUCGUCUUUCGAGGUGGCAGCUCGUACGACACGUUACCGAGCGAUUCUGGAAGCUAUGGAGUAACGAUUACUUAAAUACUUUACAACAAAGAGCAAAAUGGCGAAAGGUCAAGCCGCCGAUUAAAACCGGGCAACUUGUUUUGUUGCCUAAUCCGCUGUUACCCCCCUGCAAAUGGAAGUUGGGCCGAGUGACACGCUGUCACCCCGGCUCCGACGGCUUCGUACGGGUCGUCAUUGUGAAGACGGCCACCUCCGAAUUCAAAAGACCGAUUGUCAAACUGUGCGUUCUACCGGUCAAUAAUGAGGCAACGAGCAAUUAG